AACGGUCUCGUAGCCGGCUAGCCGCAAGGAAGAGCAAAAUUUCUGGAGCCACUCGAAUAAAUUGUUGUAUGCGCUUCGGAACUUCGCUUGAAACUUGAAAGUGUGUCCUAAGCUCCGAAGCAGCGGAGACGAGAACAAAGAUUGUGAAAUCUAGACUAAUUCACCGCGAUUUCCAGAAAGAUAGGCAGAUAUGCAGAGAUUGAAGGCACUGGAAGCAGUGAGAUCUUCAUUUCGGCGUUCUUGUUCGUUUUCUAACCUGAGGAGGGGCUUUUCUGCUCUUCCAAACUAUGCUCAAACUGAGGAUCUUUCGGACCAGGUUAUAGUGAAAGGAAGGCCGAAAUCAAGAGCAGCUAUCCUCAAUAGACCAUCAGCUCUUAAUGCUCUCACUACUUCCAUGGUAGCUCGGCUAAACAGGCUUUAUGAGUCGUGGGAGGAAAAUUCUGAUAUCGGAUUUGUCUUGAUGAAGGGUAGUGGCAGGGCUUUUUGUUCCGGUGCAGAUGUUGUUGCGCUUUAUAAUUUAUCAAAUGAAGGGAAUAUUGAAGACUGCAGGAAGUUCUUUGAGACAUUAUACAAAUUUGUGUAUCUUCAAGGAACUUACUUGAAGCCACAUGUGGCAGUGUUGGAUGGUAUCAUGAUGGGAGGUGGGGCUGGGAUUUCCCUUCCAGGAAUGUUCAAAGUGGUGACUGAUAGAACUGUAUUUUCUCAUCCUGAGGUUCGAAUGGGUUUCCACCCUGAUGCUGGAGCUUCCUUCUAUCUUUCUCGUCUUCCUGGCUACUUAGGGGAGUACUUAGCUCUAACUGGUGAUAAACUCAAUGGUGUGGAAAUGAUUGUCUGUGGCCUUGCUACACACUAUUCGCUAAAUGCAAGGCUCAGUGGGAUUGAAGAACGCCUUGGUAAAAUGAUAACAGAUGACCCUUCUAUCAUAGAAUCAUCUCUUGCUGCAUACGGUGAUCUUGUCUAUCCUGAUAGGAGGAGUGUUCUUUCCAAGCUCGAUGCAAUCGAUAGGUGUUUCGGCCUCGACACUGUUGAGGAAAUUUUGGAAGCGUUGGAAAAAGAGGCUGCAAAUUCUUAUGAUGAAUGGUAUACUUCAACCUUGAAGUUGCUUAAAGAAGCCUCGCCAUUGAGCCUGAAAGUUACUUUAAGAUCUAUCCGUGAAGGUAGGUUUCAGAGUCUCGAUCAGUGUCUUGCUCGUGAAUACAGUAUAUCUCUUAAUGGAAUCUUAAAACAGGCAUCUCCUGACUUCUAUGAGGGUGUUCGAGCGCGGCUGGUGGAUAAAGACUUCGCUCCUAAGUGGAAUCCUCCGAGUCUAGACGAAGUGAGUAAAGACAUGGUAGACUGCUAUUUUUCACAGCCAGGCGAACUACCAGAAUUAGAGCUUCCCACAGCAUUGCGGGAACCAUUCAUUUGAGGUUUGUAAAAGGAUCCAAACCAUACUCCCGACGCCUGUCUGGUGGGGUAAUAUUUCUCUCUUCUUUACGACAUAUUUGUUACCUCGGUCAACUCAAUUUUCUCCUAUUUUUAGAUGAGGAAUUUCAUCUUUAAAGACCAUUUUGCUAGGUGUUUUUUAUUC
Molecule: messenger RNA, 1570 nt
Organism: Cucurbita pepo subsp. pepo (vegetable marrow)
Lineage: Eukaryota; Viridiplantae; Streptophyta; Magnoliopsida; Cucurbitales; Cucurbitaceae
Product: ATP-dependent caseinolytic (Clp) protease/crotonase family protein
Biological process (GO): L-valine catabolic process
Molecular function (GO): 3-hydroxyisobutyryl-CoA hydrolase activity
Source: RefSeq, a predicted model, not a curated record